Paramecium pentaurelia is the source of this 3237-nucleotide messenger RNA. The record is from the annotation of a GenBank genome assembly. Lineage: Eukaryota; Ciliophora; Oligohymenophorea; Peniculida; Parameciidae.
AUGGCAGAGAUAGAUCUAACACAACCCUUCUAUUCGUAUCCAAUAGAAAAAGUUGUUUCUUCUGUAAAAACAGAUCUAGCAAAGUAUAAUUUAGAUAUAUUUUUAGAGGAUUAUCAAAUGAUGAAGCAAAGGCAAGAUUAGCUAAAUAUGGAACAAAUGAGCUUGAAAAGGAAGAGAAAGAAAGCAUUUGGGAGAAAAUAAAGGAAUAAUUUGAAGAUAAUUUAGUAAGAAUUUUGCUACUUGCUGCAGUGAUAUCAUUUGUGAUUUCUCAAUUUGAAGAUCAUGGAGAAGUGCAUGCAGUUCCUCCUUGGGUUGAACCAUGUGUCAUAUUCACAAUUUUGAUUUUGAAUGCAGCUGUAGGAAUAUGGCAGGAUCUAGAUGCAGAAAGAGCCAUAGAGGUAUAUUAUAUACUAUAAUUUUAGGCAUUAAAAGACUUAUAAUCUCCACAUGCCAUAGUACUUAGAGAAUCAAACUGGGGAAAGAUUGAAGCUAAAGACUUAGUAGUAGGAGAUAUUGUAGAGAUAAAAUAAGGAGAUAGAAUUCCUGCAGAUUUAAGAAUGGUAGAGUUGAAAACUAUAACAUUAAAAACAGAUUAAGUAAUACGAAUAUUUAUAAUGUUUAGUCAAUUCUAACAGGAGAAGUUAAUCCUGUUAAUAAAACAACUGAUCCCGUUGUUAAGGACAAAGCAGCUGUUUAAGAUAAAAUUAAUUUUUUGUUUUCAGGAACAUUAGUAUCUAAUGGAACUGCUAUAGGAAUUGUGUGUUGUACAGGAAUGAAAACAGAAAUUGGAAAGAUCUAAAAAGAAGUUUAAGAAGCAGCAAAAGAGAAAUAAGAAGAUGAUGAUCCAUUAUCUAAAAGAUUAGAUGAAUUUGGAGAUAAGUUAGCAAAAGUUGUAACUUAUAUUUGCAUAGGCUGUUGGCUUAUGAAUAUAAGUAAUUUUUCAGAUCCUGCACAUGGAGGAACUAUUAUGGGAGCUUUAUAUUAUUUUAAAGUUGCUGUAGCAUUAGCAGUAGCUGCCAUUCCAGAGGGAUUGCCAGCUGUUAUUACAACUUGUUUGGCUCUUGGUGCUCGAAGAAUGGCUAAAUAAAGAGCUAUUGUCAGAAAAUUACCAAAAGUCUAAACAUUGGGAUGCACAACAAUCAUUUGCUCAGAUAAAACUGGUACUUUAACCACUAAUGAAAUGUGUGUUAAAGAAAUAGUAUUAUUGACAGGAAGAGAAGCAUCAUCAGUUUAAGUAUUUCCAGUUGAAGGUACUUCAUAUCAUCCUGAGGGUAAAAUUGAGAAAUUGGAAUCUACUUUAGUAAAAGGAAAUGGAUUAACUGCAAAUCUUAAAAGAUUAGCAUAAUCUAUGGCUUUAUGCAAUGAAUCUAAAUUAUUUACAGAUAAAGGAAGAGUUUAAAGAAGUGGAUUACCAACUGAAGCAGCUUUAAGAGUCUUAGUUGAAAAAAUUGGAAAAUAUGAUAAAUCAUUUUAAUCAAAACCAAUCUUAGAUGCACCAGAACAAUAUAAUGAAGCUAUUUCUUCUGAAUUUACUAAAAGAGCUACUCUAGAAUUUACUAGAGAUAGAAAAAGUAUGUCUGUAUUAGUUAAUUCUAAAAAUGAAAAAGGAAAUGUCUUAUUUAUCAAAGGAGCCCCUGAUUAUUUACUUGAAAAAUCAAAUUAAAUUAUGAAUGUUGAUGGAGAAGUUGUUUAACUGAAAGCUGAAGAUAAAGCCUAGUUUUUAACAAUAGUUAAAAAUUUAGCUGAAAAAGGAUUAAGAACAUUAGCCAUUUGUGUAUAAGAGGAAUGUGGAUAAUUGAGCACUUAUGAUGGACCUAAACAUCCUGCUCAUAAAUUAUUAAUAGAUACGAAUACAUAUAAAGAUAUUGAAAAUAAACCUAUUAUUAUUGGUGUUGUUGCUCUUUAGGAUCCACCAAGACCAGAAGUAAAAAGAUCUAUUGAAAAAUGCAGAGAAGCUGGUAUUUCAGUCAUUAUGAUUACUGGAGAUAUUAAAGAAACAGCUUAAUCUAUUGCUAUGUAAAUUGGUAUUCUACAUAAUCAAUCUCAAUUUGCCACCCAUUCCUUCACUGGACUUGAAUUUAGUUAAAUGGGAGAAGAAAAAUAAAAGAAAGUAUUAACAUAAGUAAUUGGAAAAACAAGUGGAUUGGUAUUCUCAAGAACUGAUCCAUCUCACAAAAGAGAAUUAGUCAAAUUAUUAACAGGUCAACUAAAUCAAAUUGCUGCUAUGACAGGAGAUGGUGUUAAUGAUGCUCCAGCUUUAAAAUAAGCUAGUAUUGGUAUUGCUAUGGGUAUUGCUGGUACUGAAGUUGCAAAGGAAGCCUCAGAUAUGAUUUUAGCAGAUGAUAAUUUUGCAACUAUUGUAAGAGCAGUUGAAGAAGGCAGAGCAAUUUACUAAAAUAUGAAGGGUUUCAUUAGAUAUAUGAUUUCUUCAAAUAUAGGAGAAGUUGUUUCAAUUUUCACAUCAUCAUUAUUGGGAAUACCUGAUGGAUUCAAUUCAAUAUAAUUAUUAUGGGUCAAUUUAGUCACAGAUGGAUUACCUGCAACUGCUUUGUCUUUCAAUCCACCUGAUCCUGAUGUAAUGUAAAAGCCCCCAAGGAAACAUGAUGAACCUAUUAUUACUGAAUUUGUCUUUAUUAGAUAUUGUGUCAUCGGAACUUAUGUUGGAUUAGCUACAGUGUUUGUAUUUGUCUAUUUCUAUUUGGGAUAUGAAUGGGCUGGAGAUGGUCAUCCUAUUGUUACAUUCACUUAACUCAGAAAUUGGGGAGAGUGCCAUUAUUGGGAAGGAUUCAAAGUAGCCAAUUUUGAUAAGUAUGAUUUCUCAAAGGAUCCAUGUCUUUAUUUCUCAUGGGGAAAAUAAAAGGCAUCUACUUUAAGUUUAUCAGUAUUAGUUGUUAUUGAAAUGUUCAAUGCUUUAAAUGCAUUAUCUGAAGUAUUAACUUUUGUUUAUAAUUUAUAGGAUAGCUCAUUAUUAAAAGUAGGAGUAUUUGCAAACCCAUACUUAAUAAUGGCUAUAUUUGGAUCUAUGACAUUGCAUUGUAUGAUAUGCUAUGUUCCACUAUUUGAAAAUAUCUUUAACACUGUUCCUUUAACUCUCAAUGAUUGGUAAUAUUAUUUAUUUAUUAUAGGAUUCUUGUAUUAGCAGUGUCUGCUCCAGUUGUAUUGGUUGAUGAAAUAUUAAAAGUAUUUUCAAGAAUCAGAAAUGCUAAAUUAUUAGAACAGAGAAAGAAACUUGAUUGA